UUUCCCCAUGUCGACCACACCGUGGGAUUACAUCGCCAAGCUCGUCUGCAUCGGCGACUCAGGAUGCGGCAAGUCCAGUCUCACCAUUCGCCUCUGUGAAGGCCGCUUUUCGCCCCAUCACGACGUCACCAUCGGUGUUGAAUUCGGCUCACGCAUCGUCCCCGUCGGUCCUCCUCACUCGAAACCUGGUGCCCUCGCUGCCGCAGAUGGCGAAGACAAGGACCCAGAAACAUCAGAUGGGCUCCCUGAACCCCCGCGGGACGCCUCUAGCACGCCCCAGAAGCAUAUGAAGCUUAGUCUCUGGGACACAGCGGGGCAGGAAACAUACAAGUCUGUCACCCGGUCGUACUUCCGCGGUGCAAGCGGCGCGUUGCUUGUCUUCGAUCUCUCCCGAAAGCAGACCUUUCAACACGUCACCGACUGGCUCAACGACCUGCGACAGAUCGCAGAGCCGGACAUUGUAGUUAUUCUGGUUGGCAACAAGGCCGAUCUGACACAACAGGAGGACAACAAGCGUGAAGUCACACGUGAGGAGGCAGAGGAGUGGGCCAAGCGCAAUGGUGUCAUGGAAUACGUCGAGACAAGCGCGAAGAGCGGCGAGAAUGUCGAAAAUGCUUUCAUGCGCGUUGCAGAGAGGAUAUACAACAACAUUCAGGCUGGCAAGUACGAUCUCAAUGAUAGGAGAUCCGGCGUCAAGGGUGCAGGGGCUGGUGGAAAUCGCCAGGUCAAGUUGUCAGGCGACGCCAGCAAAUCAACAGGAGGCAUGUGUUGUUAAAAGCACAAAUUGCAGCAAAUCGAAGAGGAGGGAGACAACAAUCUACAGAAGCACGACGGAUCAUGAUACCCAGUCAGCCAGCAACGUCGUCACGUCAUUAUCGAACAAGUGUACGAAAAGCUCAAUAUGGAUUGUACACAAUAAUGCAUAAUACAUCGUCGGCCUUAUCUUAAAUAGGCCACCUUGAUU
Molecule: messenger RNA, 964 nt
Organism: Fusarium graminearum PH-1
Lineage: Eukaryota; Fungi; Ascomycota; Sordariomycetes; Hypocreales; Nectriaceae
Exons: 1
Coding region: 8-775 (255 amino acids)
Biological process (GO): regulation of endocytosis
Cellular component (GO): endosome
Molecular function (GO): GTPase activity; GTP binding
Source: RefSeq, a predicted model, not a curated record